GCCUCCACACUGCUGCAGCGCUAGCCGAAGGAAGCGGCUCGACUUUUUGAGGAAGCUUUCUCCAAACGUUUCGAGGCUCCAGUGUGUACGGGACCUGACGUAACGCGGUAGUGGGGCUGGCUCUCCUCCACUUUGCCUGCAUUCAUAAACGGAUAUGAUAAACCAGCGCUGAAUGCACCGGAGCAGCGACAACAGGCAGCCCUGACCAUGGCGGAAGAGGACGACGCUAGGAUUCGGAUUUUACAGAGUCUGCGGGGGAAAAUAUGUGAAGCUAAAAACCUGGGUCCAGUUUCGGGUCCAAAUCGACAAAGAGAUCUCUGCACCUUUUGCACCAUAAGUCUGGAUCAAGAGGAGGUGUUCCGAACCAAGGUGUUUGACAAAAGCGUCAGCCCCUUCUACGGAGAAGACUUUUACUUCGAGAUCCCACGCCCAUUUCAGUGUUUAUCCUUCUAUGUUUAUGCCAAGAGCGUUUUUCAAAGGGACCUACCUGUUGGCAAGGUGUCGAUCCGGAAGGAUGAUCUGUGUAAAUACAGUGGGAAGGAGCACUGGUUUAGCCUUCAUCCUGUAGAUCCUAACUCAGAAGUCCAGGGUAAGGUUCACCUGGAGAUGCGACUUAAUGAAGUGAUCACAGAGAACGGCUCAUUAGGUCAACACUUAGUAGUCCGAAUAAUAGAGUGCAAAGAACUGCCUUUGAUCAGUGGACAGAACUGUGACCCCUAUGCCACCGUGUCACUCGUCGGACCUGCCAGGUCUGACCAAAAGAAAACAAAGGUAAAGAAGAAAACCAGCAACCCUCAGUUUGAAGAGACCUUCUUCUUUGAGGUAACACGGUCCAGCAGCUACUCUAAAAAGUCUCAUUUCCAAGUGGAGGACGAAGACAUUGAAAAACUUGAGAUAAAAGUUGAUCUGUGGAACAAUGAGAAUCUGGCUCAGGAUGUGUUUCUGGGGGAAACGCGGGUCCCUGUCAAGAUCCUGCGAAAUGACCACAUCCACAAAGCCUGGUAUCUCCUCCAGCCCAAAGGGAACGGCAGUAAGUCAAAGUCUGAUGAUUUAGGAUCCUUGCGGUUGAAGCUGACCUACAUAGAAGACACAGUGCUGCCAUCUGCCUGCUACACACCACUCUGCAGCCUGCUGCUCAAAUCCCCCGAUGCGAAGCCCAUUUCAGCAUCAGCAGCACACAUCUUGGGGGACAUCUGCAGAGAGCGAUACGAGGCUGUUCUGCCAAUGGUUCGACUGCUGCUCCACCACAAUCGCUUUGUGCCUUUUGUCUCUGCUGUGGCAGCACUAGAGCUGGACAACACUCAGGAGGCUAACACUAUAUUCCGGGGCAACUCACUGGCAACACGCUGCAUUGAUGACAUGAUGAAGAUUGUGGGAAAGAAUUACCUAGCAGUUACCCUGAAGCCAGUAAUAGACGAGAUUUGUGAUUCCAACAAAACAUGCGAGAUAGACCCCAAUAAACUAAAGGAAGGUGACAAUGUGGAGGUCAACAAGGAAAACCUUCAGGUUUAUGUCCAGAAAGUCUUUUCCUCCAUCACUCAGUCCAGUUCUAGCUGCCCCCCACUGAUGUGUGAUGUCUUCAGGUCUCUGAGACACUUGGCCUGCAAACGCUUCCCAGGUGACCCACAUGUUCAGUACUCGGCUGUUAGCAGCUUUGUGUUCCUGCGCUUUUUUGCUGUUGCUGUUCUUUCUCCCCACUCUUUCCAACUUCGAUCCCAUCAUCCUGAUCCAGAGAUUUCCCGCACACUCACUCUCAUCUCAAAAACCAUUCAGACUCUCGGCAGCUGGGGCAGUUUGUCAAAAAAACUGUCCAGCUUCAAAGAAACCUACAUGUAUGACUUCUUCAAAUCAUUCCAAGAAGACAAAUGUAUCGAAAAAGUUAAAAAGUUUCUCGAUGAAAUCUCCUCAAACGUCAGCAAAGAGUCCAGUGGACUAGAGGACGCUGUGGUUCUCAAAGAGGGGGAGGUACAGAAACGUGCUCAGGGGAGAAAACGCCUUGGCAAGAGAAACUUUAAGAAGAGAUGGCUGAGAGUGACCAACAGGGAGCUCUCCUAUCACAAACAUAAAGGGAAAGAGGCCCUCUGCACCAUCAGUGUCAAAAAUAUCCAGGCGGUGGAGAAGCUGGAUGAAAGUGCCUUUAACCGCAAAAAUAUGUUUCAGGUCGUCCACUCUGAGAAGCCUCUGUAUGUUCAGGCAGGAAACUGUGUGGAAGCCAGCGAGUGGUUGGAGGUCCUUGGCCAGGUCACUCGCUGCAACGAGGGACGCCUGGCCACUUUCCAUCCAUCAAAUUACACCAGUGGAGCCUGGCAGUGCUGCAAAAGCCAGAGCAACAGUGCUCCAGGCUGUAAACCCUGCACAACCACCAUGCUGGCCAACCUGCAGCUGGACAUAGACUGUGACCGAGAGACAGAGAGAAUUUUCUCCUUCCUCUCCUCGAACGAUACCAAGCUGCAGAACAUGGAGGAUGCAUGUGCCAGUAUGGCAGUGUACCAGGGCCCUCAGCGGGAGCAGGAGGAAUACUCCAAGUUCACCAUUCAGGAACCCAAAGAGACCUUUCAGACACUCAAACAGCUCAGAAACAUCAUGGAGGAGCUUCAGAGGCAGCACAAUAUCAGGAAUGACACCACAGCGCAGUACGGCAGCCUUGACAACCCCAUAGUGGGGAAAACCUCUUAACCUGGGCCGCCAGGUGUGGCCUACAGCAACCAUACCAGAACACCACAGGGAGCCUAAACGGUCCUAAAGGAGCUCCAGGAGUUCUCCCAGCGACACAUGCCACUGUGUGACCAGGAGAACGACACCCCCCGGCCUCCAGACGUCAUGAGUCCACUACAGUGGUGACGCCCCAGAACAAGCUCGUGAGCUUUUCCAGAAUUGCUCGUCGGUCCUUGAGAUCAAUGAACCCUUAGGUGUUGUCUGUUUGUGUGUUUUGGGCAGUAUGCUGCCUCAUCUCCUCCCCCUCAUCUGCACUGCAGAUCCCUUACAAAGAGACUCUCUCUGUGUCUUAAUUUAUGUCCCCUUUCAUGUCUACAGCUGUGUGAAAAAGGCAUCAUUAGAUGGUGUGUGAAUAGGCUGCUAUUUUUUAAUUCACUCAAUUUUCUAUCAACAGCUGAGAUGAUGCUCUCCCCAUCUUUGAACAUUUUGCUCAGACAUCUGUCUUUAGAGUUGAUUAUUAAUCACCAUCAUUCUGGAGGCUCGUCCUCAACCUGUGCCCCUGUACACCUAAAUCUUUCUCAACUCUUUUAGUGUCUGAACAAAUGUAUAUAUAUUUUCAAAGUACGUAUAAGUAGAUAACACCGAUCUGCCUUACUUUGACGGAUGUUUUCUUUCACAUCAAAUGCUGAGGGAAUAAUGCAGAAGCACUUUAAAUAUUUGGAAAACUCCAAAUAGAAAUGAUUAGAUACUUGGUAUCAGCUUUCCCCAUUUUGAUCAGUUCCAUGAUCUCGAGUACAUUUUUGUUUCAUUCCUGUACAAUAACAUUUAUAGUCUGUAGAUUUUAAGAUAUUUUUCUUGACCAAAGACAAUUUCAUAAGUUUGAACUUGGACUUGAAAAAAAAUUUAAUGUAUUUUGACUACAAAUGGUUUAAAAAUGGAGACAAAUUCUAUAUAUAUAUAUAUAAAUAUAUAAAUCUAUGUAUGUUUGGUUUAUGUGUAUGUUUUUGCUAACAUAUCCUUUACUUUCUAGUGACUUAAAGCAAGCAGUUUGCAUGCGUUCAGUUUUGAAUCCUGAUAGCACGACUGUGGUGAAGAGUUGUAUUUCCCUGUGAUUGUGAAUUGUAUUGGUACGGUGUACAUCAGAUCUGUGCUGUCGCGUCGAGAGCCUCGCAACAUAAUUCUAGCAGCUUCUGUAAGAAAUGACGGUUGAUGGUAGGAAUCGAUCAGAAAAACAAAUCACCCCUGUCAUCGCCGAAGUAGUCCAGACAAUCGCAGCAACCAGAAACAUUCUGCCCUUUUCCUUUGCUUGCAUUUUUCCACCCAUCAGCCCUCUGCAGGACCAGCUGUUGUACUUAAUGGUUUUAGAGAGUUUGUUUGAAACGUGGUGCUCUGUGGUUUAGAAUUCAGUUAUAUUUGUAACAUUUCCACAGCUGUCAGACUCUUGCAGUGACUCCUUCUAAUAAUCACAUCUCUGCAGUAGUGAAGCUGCAUCUGAUGAAAACAGUAAAGAAAAAAACAGUCUGUAAACUCUCAAAGUUAAUUCGAAAUUAUGAAAGCAAGUUGUCAGAAUCCCACAUGAUGUCUUUAAACUCCUUUUUACUUUACUUGAGUAUCGAGUUUAUGAUGUGAAACUGAAAUUGAUACAAGCAACCAAAUGCUCAGAUUUAAGCCACAACCAGCAAUUUUUUUUUUUUUUACCAUUGUGACGUUGAUUUCGCUCUGGACAGAACAAUCAGUUUGAUUUAAUCCUGGUUGAGCCUUUUUGUUCCCCCUUAGUGUUUUCAUCCUUUUACCCGCUUGAACAAUGAAGUGUUGAAAUGAGACAAAAGAAACUUGAAAUAAUUUAAACAACAAAAGUUGGACAUUUAAUGCUGAUAAUACAGGGUUAACCGUGUCUUUUUUUGCGUGUGGAGAUAAGUUGUUUUCACAAGUUCUGUCUUUGGUCCAUCAUAUAUUUCUAACUUGCAUGUCUUGUAUAUUUAACAAUAUAUUUUUCUAGGACAUUGUUUUUGUAUCUUUUUUUUAAACACUGAUUUUAAUGUGUUGCUGUACUGUUUCGGUACUUCGUUCUGUGUCUGCAGUGCUUCUUUGAGGCUGGCUGCUUUUGUUUUUGUCCCUAUGUGUUCUUAUUGACUGUAUGUGGCUGUAGCUGCUGCAAACUUUUCCACUUGUUGAAGCUUAACGCAGUGUUACUGAAGUGAAUAUUGUGCGUGACGUCCAUUGAGCUGCAGCUGCCACCGACUGUGUUCACAUGCAGGCUGUGAGUGAAAGACCUGCCUCAUCAGAGCCAAAAAAAACAGUAAAACUAGUGAUUUUCACAAAGUGAUCAUUGGAGGAAUUUCUUGAGUUGAAAAAAGUACUUAAAACCAAAUUUAAACAAGAAGAUCUUGAUCUGAAUCAGAAAAUCACAGCGUAAAAUCUUGUUCUUUUAAACGGUAUAAGCUUGCAUGUCAAAUCCAUUGCUAGUUUUAAUAAGGCCAGUAAACUGGAGGUUGGUGUUUGUGUGUCAAUGUCGGGUUUUAAUUUCCGUUCUGCUUUUAUUUAUCUGCUUUUGACAAGGGAAUUUUUUAAAAAUGGCACAUAUUCAUAGUAUGUGGAAACAGCGUUCAGGUCGGUGUGACUUUCGUGUGAUGGACUGCGGCCAAAUUCAUAUCAGAACAUUACCAAACUGAAAGGGAAAUGUUCAUAUUUGCUUUGAACUAUCAAAUGAACAUCAAUCAAGGUAUUAGCCAUCUGAUAUUGGUUUGCUGAGCACUUUGUAUUAAUUAUGAAAAUAAGGAAAAAUCCCAUUUGUAUGCAGGAACAAAAUAUAUUUUAGUCUUUUUUUUUUUUUUCAAAGCUGGAAAACAAUUUUAACAUUUUCUUUUCAAACAUGGGCCAAAAGACACUUUUUUUCCUCUCUACAAAUAAACUUGUUCUGUGUUGGAGCAGAAAGUGAGUUUAGCGGACAGUCUGAAGACUCUGUAGGAUGCUUUUGUUUGAAUCAGAAAGCUUCCUCCUGUCCCGUGGAAAGUGGAGGUUUGAAACACCUCCAGCUCAUUUCUUCUGAAUGUCUCUACACAGCUUCAGUACAAUGUCUGUGUUUUUUUUUUAUACAAAUUAAACAUUUUAAUUUCCAUACAUGGUCUGUUCUGUGUCUGUUCACAAUAAACACUUUGCCAAUG
This is a messenger RNA of Acanthochromis polyacanthus (spiny chromis), 5819 nucleotides long. RefSeq names its product RAS p21 protein activator 2 (gene rasa2). Gene Ontology annotation, biological process: regulation of GTPase activity; intracellular signal transduction. The transcript has 24 exons. The record is from RefSeq and is a predicted model, not a curated record. NCBI's taxonomy places the organism in Eukaryota, Metazoa, Chordata, Actinopteri, Pomacentridae. Bases 208 to 2676 code for a protein of 822 amino acids.